Lachancea dasiensis is the source of this 876-nucleotide messenger RNA. The record is from the annotation of a GenBank genome assembly. NCBI's taxonomy places the organism in Eukaryota, Fungi, Ascomycota, Saccharomycetes, Saccharomycetales, Saccharomycetaceae.
AUGUUUCUUUCUCGUCCUUCGGGAUUCAUACAAAGCUUCCAAACAAGCUUGAGGCAGCUGACUUUCCCUCAAUGUCGGCAAGUAUCUAUUCUCUCACAAUUGCAACCUUCUGAAGGAUCGACAAAGACAUACAAAAGAGUUGGUAGAGGUCCUUCUUCUGGUAAAGGUAAAACAUCGGCAAGAGGUCAGAAGGGUCAAAAGGCCCGCGGAAAAGUCAAGUCGUGGUUUGAAGGUGGUCAAACUCCCAUUUACAAGCUUUUCCCUAAGAUCGGAUUCACCAAUGUCACGUCGCUAGAACUCAACGAGCUCAACCUGGACAGGAUCAUGUGGUUUCAUCGCAAGGGCCGCUUGGAUCUCGAAGCCGGCGAAGUCUUAGACAUGAAGAAAAUGAAGGAUUUGGGAUUGGUAACGGGGUCCAUCAAGGACGGUGUGAAGCUGUUGGGCGAUGGAAAGGAAUAUUUCAACCUGCCGUUGAAAAUUGAAGCCACCAGAGCCUCCAAAAGUGCAAUCCAGGCCAUCGAAAAGGCUGGUGGCGAGUUCACAGCGCGAUACUUCAACAAACUGGGCCUGAGAGCACAUUUGAGCCCCCAAUGGUUCAUGCAGAAUAGAGGGCGAAUUCCGCUACAGGCCAGGCCAGUCAAGAGGAAAGACAUCGACUACUAUAGCAAUCCAGGCAAGCGUGGCUACUUGGUCAAAGAGAACCAUCCGCUAUUGCAACAGAUUCAAGAGGCCAAAUCCGGAGGGCACGCGAAUCUGGUCCGCAAGAGUGCGAAGAAAACCGCAUUGGAGCUGCAGCUCGCGGCUAUGGCUGAUUCGCCUUCCGUGGCCGCCUCCGCUCCUUCCCGCAUCGUCACCAUGGAUCAGCUUAAGAAAUAA